Octodon degus (degu) is the source of this 6087-nucleotide messenger RNA. It is a transcript of the gene Itch, whose product is annotated as itchy E3 ubiquitin protein ligase. Gene Ontology annotation, molecular function: ubiquitin protein ligase activity; protein binding. The transcript is spliced from 23 exons. The record is from RefSeq and is a predicted model, not a curated record. Gene Ontology annotation, biological process: ubiquitin-dependent protein catabolic process; protein K29-linked ubiquitination; protein K48-linked ubiquitination. NCBI's taxonomy places the organism in Eukaryota, Metazoa, Chordata, Mammalia, Rodentia, Octodontidae. Bases 390 to 2828 code for a protein of 812 amino acids.
UUUGGGAACCACGGCAAGGCCCUAAAAGCUUUGGUGGACCGCGAGUUAAAAACAAAAAGAAGCCUGCAGGUGUUGCGGGCAUCUCGCUGUCCUUCUCACCUGGAGAUGAGCGAAACUCGGACUCGGCCGGCGGGCGCGCAAGGCCUGCUGGGGCUCGUAGUCGGAGCCGCUGCCCAGCCGAGACGCGCCUGCGUGUUGGCCGCUUACUUGCUCUAGUCUCUGUGGUCGGUGCUCGGGACCGGCUGCCAUCUUAGUCGAGGAACUGAGGAGUCGCCGCCGCCCCGAGUCCCGGUAACAUGCAUUUCACAGUGGCCUUCCGGAGACAACGCCUUAACCCAAAGAAGUGACUUGAACAGUGAGAACUUCAGGUGUGCUUUCCGCUUGGUGGUAUGUCUGACAGUGGAUCACAGCUUGGUUCAAUGGGUAGCCUAACCAUGAAAUCACAACUUCAGAUCACUGUCAUCUCAGCAAAACUUAAAGAAAAUAAAAAGAAUUGGUUUGGACCAAGUCCUUACGUGGAAGUGACAGUGGAUGGACAGUCAAAGAAGACAGAAAAAUGCAAUAAUACGAAUAGCCCCAAAUGGAAGCAGCCACUUACAGUUAUCGUUACUCCUGUGAGUAAAUUACAUUUUCGUGUGUGGAGUCACCAGACACUGAAAUCUGAUGUUUUAUUGGGAACUGCUGCAUUAGACAUUUAUGAAACUUUAAAGUCAAACAAUAUGAAACUUGAAGAAGUGGUUGUGACUUUGCAGCUUCUAGGUGACAAAGAGCCAACAGAGACAAUAGGAGACUUAUCAGUCUGUCUUGAUGGGCUGCAAUUAGAGGCAGAAAUUGUUACUAAUGGGGAAACCCCAUGUUCAGAAAGUGCUUCACAGAAUGAUGAUGCCUCUAGACCCAAGGAUGAAACAAGAGUGAACCCAAAUGGAUCAGAUGACCCUGAAGAUGCAGGGUCUAGUGAAAAUAGGAGAGUCAAUGGGAACAAUUCUCCGUCACUGUCAAAUGGUGGUUUCAAACCUUCUAGACCUCCAAGACCCUCCCGACCACCUCCACCCACCCCUCGUAGACCAGUGUCUGUCAAUGGUUCACCAUCUGCCACUUCUGAAAGUGAUGGAUCUAGUACAGGUUCUCUGCCACCAGCAAACACAAAUACAAAUACAUCUGAAGGAACAGCAUCUGGAUUAAUAAUUCCUCUUACUAUAUCUGGAGGCUCAGGCCCCAGGCCAUUAAAUCCUGUAACUCAAGCUCCCCUACCACCUGGGUGGGAACAGAGAGUGGACCACAGUGGGCGUGUUUAUUAUGUAGAUCAUGUAGAAAAAAGAACAACGUGGGAUAGACCUGAACCUCUACCUCCUGGUUGGGAAAGGCGGGUUGACAACGUGGGGCGUAUUUAUUAUGUUGACCAUUUCACAAGAACAACAACAUGGCAGAGGCCAACAGUAGAGUCUGUCCGGAACUAUGAGCAGUGGCAGCUACAGCGUAGUCAACUGCAAGGAGCAAUGCAGCAGUUUAACCAGAGAUUCAUUUAUGGGAAUCAAGAUUUAUUUGCUACAUCACAAAAUAAAGAAUUUGAUCCCCUUGGUCCUUUGCCACCUGGAUGGGAGAAGAGAACUGAUAACAAUGGCAGAGUGUAUUUUGUCAAUCACAACACUCGAAUUACACAGUGGGAAGACCCCAGAAGUCAAGGUCAAUUAAAUGAAAAGCCCUUACCUGAAGGCUGGGAAAUGAGAUUCACAGUGGAUGGAAUUCCAUAUUUUGUGGACCACAAUAGAAGAACAACAACCUAUAUAGAUCCCCGCACAGGAAAAUCUAUAAUGAGCUUCAGUCCCCAAGAUCUGCGAAGACGUUUGUGGGUGAUUUUUCCAGGAGAAGAAGGUUUAGAUUAUGGAGGUGUAGCAAGAGAAUGGUUCUUUCUUUUGUCACAUGAAGUGUUGAAUCCAAUGUAUUGCCUGUUUGAAUAUGCAGGGAAGGAUAACUACUGUUUACAGAUAAACCCAGCUUCUUACAUCAAUCCAGAUCACCUGAAAUAUUUUCGUUUUAUUGGAAGGUUUAUUGCCAUGGCUCUGUUCCAUGGGAAAUUUAUAGACACGGGUUUUUCUUUACCAUUCUACAAACGUAUCCUGAACAAACCAGUUGGACUUAAGGAUUUAGAAUCUAUUGAUCCAGAAUUUUACAAUUCUCUCAUCUGGGUUAAAGAAAAUAACAUUGAGGAAUGUGGUUUGGAAAUGUACUUCUCCGUCGAUAAAGAAAUUCUAGGUGAAAUUAAGAGUCAUGAUUUAAAACCCAAUGGUGGCAAUAUUCUUGUAACAGAAGAAAACAAAGAGGAAUAUAUCAGAAUGGUAGCUGAGUGGAGGUUGUCUCGAGGUGUUGAAGAACAGACACAAGCUUUCUUUGAAGGUUUUAAUGAAAUUCUUCCACAGCAGUAUUUGCAAUACUUUGAUGCAAAGGAAUUAGAGGUCCUUUUAUGUGGCAUGCAAGAGAUUGAUUUGAAUGACUGGCAAAGACAUGCCAUCUACCGUCAUUACACUAGAACAAGCAAACAAAUCAUAUGGUUUUGGCAGUUUGUUAAAGAAAUUGAUAACGAGAAGAGAAUGAGACUUCUGCAAUUUGUUACUGGAACCUGCAGAUUGCCAGUAGGAGGAUUUGCAGACCUCAUGGGGAGCAAUGGACCACAGAAAUUCUGCAUUGAAAAAGUUGGAAAGGAAAAUUGGUUACCUAGAAGUCAUACCUGUUUCAAUCGCCUGGACCUUCCACCCUACAAGAGUUAUGAGCAACUGAAGGAAAAGCUGUUAUUUGCCAUUGAAGAAACAGAAGGAUUUGGACAAGAAUAACUUCUAAGACUUUGUACCACCAAUGGAUAAGAACUUAUUUGCAGUGUUUAUCCUUUUCUUUCUCUGCCUGUUGCACAUCUUAUAAAAUUGGACUGUGACAGUUUAGAAAGUUACCUAAGUUAGUAAAUUGUUAUCAAGAAAUUUAUCUCCCAGUGAUUCUGGAUUUCUACUCAACAUUUACAGAAUCAGAUCUACAAACAACUAGUCUGAACUUACUUAAUAUGAGGUUUAACACUGCAGUGAAAUCUGCAUUGUCUUAUUCCACUAGAUUGUUUCCUUAACAAUUUUGUAUGUGUGUCAAAAGUCUCACCUGGAAGUAGGCUUUCUUCUUUCAGAGAUUCUGCAAAUAUACAGGGAGGUCUCUCAGUGACUGCAAUAUACAAGAUCUUCCCUUUAAGCCUCUUGUAAAGAGGUAUUUAAUAAAAGUGCAAGCUUAGCCAAGCUUCUGGGCACAUGAGCAGACUUCUGGCUUGUGCUCUCCCUCUCAUUUCAGUCUGGCCUGACUGUUGUUUUCCUUCCUGGAGCAUGAAUCUGUACAUCAUUUUGAUGUUAUUCCCGGAAAUUAUGCAAGGCUUACAUCUCUACAAAGCAGUUUUGUCUUUGAAUUCAGGGAAAAGUAGGUUCCAGCUGGCAAAUGACUUCAUACCUCUCCUCAUUUGGAAAUUUAAUUGCCUCACAGAUAGUAUAAACUAUUAACACUGUUGUUAUCCAAUGUUUUAAAAAGGUAAUUGGAGUUAAUUCAUCUGAAUUCAUUUUAAGGGUAUUGAUGAUUUGUAUGAUCCUAUACAUAAAUUGAAACUUUAUAAUUGUGUCACAGUCUAACAACUUCAGUUGUAUUUAAUUAUUGCUAAGAAAUUAAUUUGAGUUGUAACUAGAAUAUUUCCUAGUUCAAAUAGAAGUCAGUGAAACAGCCUUUGAAAUCACAUUUGGGAAUGAGAGCUGUAGUGCUGACUAAAAUGAAGGGAAGAUAAUAUCUAGUAACCACAGAAAUGUAUUCUGGGUAUGAAUUAAAAUCUCUGACACAUGUUGGAGUAGUCAUUUCUAUUCUUUACAUUGUCUUGAAUUUUGAUAUUCCUUAUCUGCAUUAUUCUUUUCACCCUAAAACUUUUAGCAGGUUUCCUUUAUUUCCCGAUGAAUAGGGAUUUUGUUUGUUAAGACUGCUCCCUUACUAAUUAAUGCACUUUGGCCUUCUUUGUAGUUAAUUUAUUUAACCUGGCCUAGUAUAGAUUGUCAGGAUGGCUGCUAUCAUAGAUAUGACUUAAUGGAUAGUGAGAGGAAGCCUAUGCCAGCUGAAUCCCUAUCAUAGCCAGACCCUGAGGACAGCCUUAUAACUCACGUAACAGGGACCUUGGCAUAUUUCAGGAGCAUAGCAUGAACAAGUAGCAUUAGGCCAAGAAUAUACAGCAAGUAGCAGGCCCCUGUUCCAUAUGGAAAGAAAAUGUUUUUACAUCACCAUCUGCUCAUCCUAUUUAAAGUCCUAUGACAGCAUUUUCUAACUUGUAUAUCUGUACUCUUUGACACUGCCGUCAUAAAGCAGAGAUUUAUGUGAGUAAAAGGAUUGUCUCAUCCAAAAAUUAUCAGUGUAAAGGGGGAGAUUAAGAUUUUCCCAACUGUUUUUUAUUCCACAUACCCUAGGAAAUAUAGUAUGAUCUCUAAAAGCCCUAGUUUCCAAAGUAGGGAUUCUCUGCCUUUUUGUUGGUAGGGUAAAAAAAAUGCUAUUGCUUUGUCUUACAGAGCGAAUGUUUGCCAACUACCCAUUCAUUAUGUAAGUCUGAACUUUGAUAAUAUAUGGCUGUGAAGAUUAUGCCUUCUAUAAAUACAUCCUAUUGAGGCAAAUUCUCAUAAUGAAAUGUAGUUACCUGUAAUAUUUGCUAGAGAUUUAUAAGAUUAAAUUAAGAGAUAAUGUAAGAAAGUAGGCUUUUUGGUUCUACAUAAUGCUUCAUGAUUCAUUUAGGGACCUAGAAAUAUUGUGUGAAAAUGUACAAAUAUUACCCAAAAGGCUCUCUGCCCUAUAUUUUUAAAAUACAGAAUAGUUAUAUUUGAAGUCCUGGCCCUAGUUCUAUAGGGCUUGGCUAUUUAAUAUUUUUAUGAAAGAAAUGUUUAGUUCUGGAAGAGGUAAAUGCUUGUAUAUAUUUUUGCAGCCCAGGAUCUCCCUACUCCAUUUCUUCCUUUAAUUUAAGUGGUCACAUGUAUAUGUCUUCCCUGCUGUGGUAGAAAAAUGGGGGCUGGAUAUCCCAAGAAUCAGAGGUUAUAUAAAAAGUAACUGCAGAUAGACAACAGACAUAAAUAUCUACAAAUGCUAUCUUAAAUUUUGCUCUAAACUGAACAUUUGGAAAUAGAUUUAUUGUAAGUGUUUAAUUAGAGCUUUUUCUUAAAUCUGAACUAAAUUGCUUUUAAGGUCCUUUUUCUUUGUAAGCAUUGUAAAUGCUAAUAAAUCUUGUUGAUUUUUUUUUUUUUUUUUUUUUUUUUUUUACUGCAUGGUAUGUUGAAAUAAAAACAAAUUAAAACGAGCAAUUGCCUUAUUCUUCUGCUCUUUCGGUGUUGGGGAAGGCAACAUUCCACAGCUGGGUCAGGAAGAAGAGAUCUCACUUGUUUCAUCACACCAAGUGGUUUAAAACUGAUCCAGCACCUCACAACAAUGAAUUCUUGCUCUGUCUUUUAUGAUCUGUAUCAAUUGCAGAAGAAUCCAAUUUCAUAAGACUUACAAUAACUCUAUUCAAAAAUCAGUACUGAUUUUUCAUUGAGAGAUUGACAUACCAAUGUCAGUUCAUCAGAAAUUUUAGUAAAACCUGAUUCAGCUGCCCCCCCCCCAAGGUCUUAUCCUAUUUCAUGCAAGCCCUUUCUGCCACUUCUUAUUUGAAAUGUUAUCAGGAAUGUCUCAUAGUAUUAGACUUUGACUCUUAUUUUUCUCUCUCCCCAUGUUUUAAAUGUAACUUCAUUCUUCUCAUAGAAUUAACUACUUCUAUUUAGUAUUGUUGGUAUCUCCAGCCCCCUCCUUUUUUUCUGUUUUUCUUUCAGAGUUAUGAUAAAAUUGUUUGUAUGUGUACUUUAUUAACUAAAAACAGAAUGGCAGCACUGGAUUGUAUAUUACUGUAUUGGAAUACUUUUGUUAGACUGUAAUUUCAAAAACUCAGGUAACUACAAAUGUUAUAGGGAGUCAAAUGCUUUUAUACAGUUUCUUCAGGGAAAUGCCUCAUUUUGAAUGUCCUUAAAGGAUGUAAGUAAGAUUGUGUUUAUUAUUAAAACAUUUUUGUUCCUU